Messenger RNA from Manihot esculenta (cassava), 1899 nucleotides. RefSeq names its product F-box/FBD/LRR-repeat protein At1g13570. The record is from RefSeq and is a predicted model, not a curated record. Gene Ontology annotation, molecular function: protein binding. The coding region runs from base 456 to 1721 and encodes 421 amino acids. NCBI's taxonomy places the organism in Eukaryota, Viridiplantae, Streptophyta, Magnoliopsida, Malpighiales, Euphorbiaceae. The transcript is spliced from 3 exons.
ACUGAGUCCAGUCAUCACUGCAAUCUCAAUCUGCAAAAGAGAAGGAGAAGGAAAAUUGUAGUCUGAUGAAACUUAAAAAGGACUGUCCACCGAACGAGGAGGCGAAGACCACGCCCGACUCCUACGAUUUCCGCCCAUUCUUUCUUCAAUCCUCAUCUUCUUCUAGGUAUAGUUCCUCUAAUUCUAGCCAUUUUUCGAAUCUUUUUUGCACCUUUGCCGCUCGCUCAAAUUUCUCUGUGCAGUUUCAAUUUCAUUAUCAGAGGAUAAAUUCGAAUAUCUCAACUCAAAUUUCUCAAUUUCAUUGUGUCUAACAUGAUCCAGCUGUGAAAUUUCACAACUAUACUAAGCUCUCUUUGAGCGUUUCUUCUUGGUUACCGUGAAAAUUGGGGGAAAAUAUAAGGAGAGCAGAAAUUUUCAUCAGACAGAGAGAGAGAGACAAAAAAAAAAGAGUAGUAAUGGGCGAUGUUGAGACUCUUGAUUUGAUUAGUGAUCUGCCUCAAAGCAUUGUAGAAAUCAUUCUCACUCUAUUACCCAUAAGAGAUGCUGUGAGAACAAGCAUCCUGUCCACUAAAUGGAGGUACCGAUGGGCUACCCUUACUCAUCUUGUUUUCGAUGACACAUGUGUUGCAAUGUGUAAUGAUAAAGGGCUUAUUGAGAACAACCUAAUCAAAUUUAUCACUCGGGCACUCUUUCUUCACCAAGGACCCAUUCACAAGUUCCAGCUUUCCACUUCGUAUUUGCAGUGUUGCCCGGAUAUUGAUCAGUGGAUACUUUUCCUUUCGCGGUCUGAUAUUAAAGAAUUGGUUCUUGAAUUAGGAGAAGGGGAGUGGUUUAGGGUGCCUUCAUGUCUUUUCAAUUGUAAGAAGUUGACCCGUUUGGAGUUAACUCGUUGUGAAUUUGAUCCGCCUCCUGGUUUUAAGGGAUUCCCAUGUUUGAAGAGUCUCAGUCUUUGUCAAGUUUUGAUUGCUGCUGAGGCUAUUGAGAGUCUUAUUUCUGGUUGUCCUCUUCUUGAGAUUCUUUCAUUGUCUUAUUUUGAUAGUUUAGUUCUAAACAUUCGUGCUCCGAAUCUAAAGUACUUGUGUUUGGAGGGCGAAAUUAAGGAUAUUUGUCUUGAAAGCACGCCACUUUUAGUUGCCAUGUCAGUUGCUAUGUACCUUACUGAUGACAUUGCUGAACACUUGGAGCAAAGUUCAAGUUGCAAUUUUAUCAAGUUUCUUGGUGGUGUGCCUCGCCUCGAGAGCCUCAUCGGGCAUAUCUAUUUCACGAAGUAUUUGAGUAUAGGUGAUUAUCCAGGAAGAUUUCCAAUUACUUAUAGCUACCUGAAAACGGUCGAAUUAUAUCAAGUUAGUUUUGAAGAUAUGAAAGAGAUACUUGUUGUUCUUCGCCUGAUCACAAACUCUCCCAACUUGAAGGAACUUCAGAUUUCGGGCUCCUCAAAUACAUUGGUUGCUAUGGAAGCACCUGAUUUGGAUUUUUGGAUCAAAGAGUGCCCCAAAGGUUGUACCUUUGAAAAACUUAAAAUUGUAAAGAUGACAGAUAUGUCUGGCGUGCCGCAUGAGAUGGAAUUCAUCAAAUUUUUGCUUGCAAAUUCACCUGUGCUGGAGAUGAUGACUAUUGCACCUUGUGUAUAUGUCAUUGAUGGAAGACUGAGUAUGCUGAUUGAAUUGUUGAGGUUUCGUCGGGCAUCUGCUCAAGCAGAAAUUUUAUUUAUCAGAGAUUAAGAAUUGUGUAUGCCUUGCAAAGUUACUCCUCUCCCAUUGUUGUUCCUUUAUUCUUUGUUUUGGAUAUAUGCUUCCAGUUGCAUUCUUUUUGCUAUAAGAUGAUUAUGGAAUGAGAAGAACACUAAUAACGCUACUGAUUAUGGACACACAAAUAAAUCAGAUAUUCAUCCUUUAGCCA